Messenger RNA from Castor canadensis (American beaver), 11260 nucleotides. It is a transcript of the gene Megf8, whose product is annotated as multiple EGF like domains 8. The record is from RefSeq and is a predicted model, not a curated record. Lineage: Eukaryota; Metazoa; Chordata; Mammalia; Rodentia; Castoridae. Gene Ontology annotation, molecular function: calcium ion binding; protein binding.
UGCGGCUGGGGACAGAUGGGCGGGGAAGUUUCCGGAAGGCUCUCCGUGCGAGGAGUGGGGUUGGGUGCUCCGCAUACCUCCCAGGGCCGCUCUGUCCUGCCGUUCUGCAGCUUCUCGCCUCCUCUCCGCCAGUUCUUCCACAGCGUCUGCGUGGCUCCCGCCCCGUUGCCUUACCAGCGGGUCUUCCCCCGGGCCGCUCUGGCCCGGGAGUCCCCUAGUCUCUCUGGUCUGGCCCAUCAGGCUCUGGAGGGAGGCGCGGGUGGGUGAGCAAAGGGUGUGCGCCUAUGGGAUCCAGGCCCAAGACCCUGAAGCCAGACUCCGCCCCCGGCACUCGCUCGCGCCCCGCCCCCGCCUGGAGGGGUCUCCCAGGGACCAGCUGGGCCUGGCCGGUCCCGGCCCGUCCUCUCUAUGGAGGCCUCUGCCGGGUCGUAAAGCCCUUCGUCCCUGGGGACCCACCCAGCUAUAAGGUCUGUUUUGGCCUGCCGCGGUCCGAGUCUAACUGCUGGAAGCCGUCUAUGGGGUCAGCCCCCUAUGGGGGUCCGUGUCUAUAGGGGACCCCUACGGUCCCUAGGGUUGGCCCCAUCUAUGACGACCUCAUAUACAAGGCCUUCCAUGGGUCUCUAGAGCCCGCCCCUCGGCUUCCAGAGCCGUUCUCUUGGCAGGGACAGCGUCUCCGGGACCUCCUGGGUCUACAAGGCCAUGCUACGCCUGUAGAGGUCGCAUUUACAGGGCCUCAAGCCUUUAGAGGGUCCUCUCCGGGUCUCUGCGGCCCCUCCUGCCUCUCUCAGGGUCAGUGCGGGCGGUGGCGAUGGCCUCGGGCCGGAUUCUGGCUCUGGCCUUGGCCGUGGCUGUGCUGGGGCCGCUGUCCUUCAGGGCCCUGGCGGGGGACUGCAAGGGGCAGCGGCAGGUGCUACGGGAGGCGCCAGGCUUCGUGACGGAUGGUGCGGGCAACUACAGCGUCAAUGGCAACUGCGAGUGGCUUAUUGAGGCCCCGAGCCCCCAGCACCGGAUCCUGCUGGACUUGCUCUUCCUGGACACAGAGUGCGCGUACGACUACCUGUUUGUGUAUGACGGGGACUCCCCGCAGGGCCCGCUGCUGGCCAGUCUGAGUGGGAGCGCCAGGCCUCCACCCAUCGAAGCCUCCUCGGGCAAGAUGCUGCUUCACCUCUUCAGCGAUGCCAACUACAACCUUCUGGGUUUCAAUGCCUCCUUUCGCUUCUCCCUCUGUCCCGGGGGCUGCCGGAGCCACGGGCAGUGCCGGCCCCCAGGGGUGUGUGCCUGUGAGCCAGGCUGGGGUGGCCCUGACUGCGGCCUGCAGGAAUGCUCGGCUUACUGCGGUAGCCAUGGCACCUGCGCCUCGCCCCUGGGACCUUGCCGCUGUGAGCCUGGCUUCCUGGGCCACGCCUGUGACCUGCACUUGUGGGAGAACCAGGGGGCUGGCUGGUGGCACAAUGUGAGUGCCGGAGACCCUGCUUUCUCUGCCCGUAUUGGAGCAGCCGGUGCCUUCCUGUCCCCACCGGGGCUGCUGGCUGUUUUUGGAGGCCAGGACCUCAACAAGGCCCUGGGUGACCUUGUCCUGUACAACUUCUCUGCCAACACCUGGGAAUGCUGGGAUCUCAGUCCUGCCCCGGCCGCCCGUCACUCCCAUGUGGCCAUAGCCUGGGAUGGCUCUCUGGUGCUGAUGGGUGGUGAGCUGGCAGAUGGCUCGCUCACCAACGAUGUGUGGGCCUUUAGCCCAUUGGGCAGGGGUUACUGGAAGCUUCUGGCACCAGCUACUUCCAGCUCCUCAGGGCCCCCAGGCCUGGCAGGUCAUGCGGCUGCUCUGGUAGAUGACAUCUGGCUCUAUGUGUCCGGUGGCCGCACUCAGCACGACCUCUUCUCCUCUGGCCUUUUCCGUUUCCGCCUUGACAGUACCAGUGGGGGCUACUGGGAGCAGGUGGUUCCAGCAGGUGGGAGACCCCCUGCUGCCACUGGCCACUCCAUGGUGUUCCAUGCGCCCUCCCGUGCCCUGCUGGUCCAUGGUGGACACCGGCCUUCCACUGCCCGAUUCUCUGUACGUGUGAACUCCACUGAGCUCUUCCAUGUGGAUCGACGUGUGUGGACCACCCUGAAGGGCCGGGAUGGACUUCAGGGCCCUCGGGAGCGGGCCUUCCACACAGCCAGCGUCCUGGGCAACUACAUGGUGGUCUAUGGUGGCAACGUACACACCCAUUAUCAGGAAGAAAAGUGCUAUGAAGAUGGCAUCUUCUUCUACCACCUUGGCUGCCAUCAGUGGGUGUCAGGGGCUGAGCUUGCACCCCCAGGAACCCCAGAGGGCCGAGCAGCACCUCCCAGUGGUCGGUACUCGCAUGUGGCAGCUGUGCUUGGUGGCAGUGUCCUGUUGGUGGCUGGGGGAUAUAGUGGUCGACCUCGGGGAGACUUGAUGGCCUACAAGGUGCCUCCCUUCGUGUUCCAGGCACCUGCCCUGGAUUACCACUUGGACUAUUGUUCCAUGUACACGGACCACAGUGUCUGCUCCCGAGAUCCCGAAUGCAGCUGGUGUCAGGGGGCCUGCCAAGCUGCACCCCCUCCUGGUACCCCCUCAGGAGCUUGUCCAGCUGCUAGCUGCUUGGGCCUGGGCCGCCUCCUGGUUGACUGCCAGGCAUGCCUGGCCUUCAGCAGUCCCACAGCCCCUCCCCGGGGGCCUGGUGCCCUGGGCUGGUGUGUGCACAAUGAGAGCUGCCUCCCUCGGCCUGAGCAGGCCCGCUGCCGAGGGGAGCAGAUUUCAGGCACUGUGGGCUGGUGGGGGCCAGCACCUGUCUUCGUCACCUCCUUGGAGGACUGUGUCACCCAGAGUUUCCUGCCUGGCCUACACUUGCUCACCUUUCAGCAGCCACCUAACGCCUCCCAGCCUGAUAAGGUCUCAAUUGUCCGCAGUACAACCAUCACCCUGACACCCAGCCCAGAGACAGAUGUGUCCCUUGUCUACCGUGGCUUUAUCCAUCCGCUGCUGCCAGGAGGGCCCGGUGGGCCCGGGGCUGGGGAUGUGGCUGUGUGGGCCCGGGCCCAGCGCCUACAUGUCCUGGCCCGGAUGGCCCGUGGCCCUGACACAGAGAACAUGGAGGAGGUGGGGCGCUGGGCUGCUCAGCAGGAGAAGGAGACAAGACGACUGCAGCGCCCAGGAUCCACUCGCCUCUUCCCACUGCCCGGGCGAGGGCAUAAGUACGCAGUGGAGAUUCAGGGGCAGCUGAAUGGCUCAGCAGGCCCUGGGCACAGUGAACUCACUUUGCUGUGGGAUCGGACUGGUGUGCCAGGCGGCAGUGAGAUCUCCUUCUUCUUUCUGGAGCCCUACCGCUCCUCAGCCUGUGCCUCCUAUUCGUCCUGCCUGGGCUGCCUGGCAGACCAGGGCUGCGGCUGGUGCCUGAGCAGUGCCACCUGCCACCUGCGCCAGGGUGGGGCCCACUGUGAGGAUGAUGGGGCCGGGGGAUCCCUGCUGGUGCUAGUGCCUGCUCUCUGCCCACUCUGUGAGGAGCAUCGUGACUGCCACGCCUGCACCCAGGACCCCUUCUGUGAGUGGCACCAGAGCACCAGCCGCAAAGGGGAUGCAGCAUGUAGCCGGCGGGGCCGGGGUCGGGGUGCCCUGAAGAGCCCAGAGGAAUGCCCCCCACUCUGCAGCCAGCGCCUGACUUGUGAGGACUGCCUGGCCAACUCCAGCCAGUGUGCCUGGUGCCAGUCCACCCACACCUGCUUCCUGUUUGCUGCCUACCUGGCCCGGUACCCACAUGGGGGCUGCCGUGGCUGGGAUGACAGUGUGCACUCAGAGCCACGGUGCCGGAGCUGUGGUGGCUUCCUGACCUGCCACGAGUGUCUGCAGAGCCACGAGUGCGGCUGGUGUGGCAAUGAAGACAACCCCACUCUGGGACGGUGCCUACAGGGGGACUUCUCAGGGCCCCUGGGAGGGGGGAACUGCUCCCUGUGGGUGGGCGAGGGCCUGGGGCUGCCUGUGGCCCUCCCUGCCCGCUGGGCUUAUGCCCGCUGUCCAGAUGUGGAUGAGUGUCGCCUGGGACUGGCGCGUUGUCACCCUCGGGCGACCUGCCUAAACACGCCUCUCAGCUACGAAUGUCAUUGCCAGCGUGGCUACCAGGGUGAUGGCAUCAUCCACUGCAAUCGCACGUGCCUGGAAGACUGUGGCCAUGGUGUAUGCAGUGGCCCGCCAGACUUUACCUGUGUGUGUGACCUGGGCUGGACAUCUGACCUGCCCCUACCCACACCUGCCCCGGGGCCCCCCGCCCCUCGCUGCUCCCGAGACUGUGGCUGCAACUUCCAUAGCCAUUGCCGUAGGAGGGGGCCUGGCUUCUGUGACGAGUGUCAGGACUGGACAUGGGGGGAUCACUGCGAACGGUGCCGGCCUGGUAGCUAUGGCAAUGCCACAGGCUCAGGUGGCUGCCGGCCCUGCCAGUGCAAUGGGCAUGGGGAUCCACGCCGUGGACACUGUGACAACCUCAGCGGGCUCUGCUUCUGUCAGGAUCAUACUGAGGGUGCCCACUGUCAGCUUUGUUCCCCGGGCUACUACGGGGACCCCCGGGCUGGUGGCUCCUGCUUCCGGGAGUGUGGAGGUCGUGCCCUCCUCACCAAUGUGUCCUCAGUGGCUUUGGGCUCCCGCCGGUUUGGGGGACUGCUGCCUCCAGGUGGUGGGGCUGCGAGAGCUGGGUCUGGCCUGUCCUACUGUGUGUGGGUUGUCUCAGCCACUGAGUUGUUACAGCCCUGUGCCCCUGGGACCCUCUGUCCGCCACUCACCCUCACCUUCUCCCCCGACAGCAGCACCCCCUGCACGCUGAGCUACGUCCUGGCCUUUGAUGGAUUCCCACGCUUCCUGGACACUGGUGUCGUUCAGUCAGACCGUAGUCUCAUUGCUGCCUUCUGUGGCCAGCGGCGGGACAGGCCCCUCACUGUGCAGGCCCUGUCUGGGCUGCUCGUCCUGCACUGGGAGGCCAAUGGAUCUUCGUCCUGGGGCUUCAACGCCUCAGUCGGCUCCGCCCGCUGUGGGUCUGGGGGCCCUGGGAGCUGCCCCGUCCCCCAGGAAUGUGUGCCCCAGGAUGGAGCUGCAGGUGCUGGGCUCUGCCGAUGUCCUCAGGGCUGGGCUGGUCCACACUGUCGCAUGGCUCUGUGUCCUGAGAACUAUGCACACACAGGGUCUGGGAUUUGUAACCAGAGCCUGGGUGUAUGCAUCUGUGCUGAGGGCUUCGGGGGUCCGGACUGUGCCACGAAGCUGGAUGGUGGGCAGCUGGUCUGGGAGACUGUCAUGGACAGCCGCCUGUCAGCCGACACUGCUAGCCGCUUCCUGCACCGCCUUGGGCACACUAUGGUGGAGGGACCUGAUGCCACAUUGUGGAUGUUUGGGGGUCUGGGUCUGCCCCAGGGGCUGCUGGGAAACCUAUACAGGUACUCUGUAAGUGAGCGGCGGUGGACUCAGAUGCUGGCGGGAGCUGAGGAUGGGGGCCCAGGCCCAUCACCCCGCUCCUUUCAUGCAGCUGCCUAUGUGUCCGCUGGUCGUGGUGCCAUGUAUCUGCUGGGAGGGCUCACAGCUGGGGGCAUCACCCAUGACUUCUGGGUCCUUAACCUUACCACCCUGCAGUGGCGGCAGGAGAAGGCCCCUCAGACUGUGGACUUACCAGCAGUUGCUGGCCACACCCUGACUGCACGUCGAGGCCUGUCUCUGCUCCUAGUGGGUGGCUACUCUCCUGAAAAUGGCUUCAACCAGCAGUUGCUGGAGUACCAGCUGGCAACUGGCACCUGGGUGUCCGGAGCCCAGAGUGGGACACCUCCCACAGGUCUCUAUGGUCAUUCUGCAGUCUACCAUGAAGCCACCGACUCCCUUUAUGUGUUUGGGGGCUUCCGCUUCCACGUGGAACUGGCAGCCCCAUCCCCAGAACUCUACUCCCUGCACUGUCCUGACCGUACCUGGAGCCUGCUGGCCCCUUCUCAGGGGGCAAAGCCCCGCCCCCGACUUUUCCAUGCUGCGGCCUUGCUAGGAGACACCAUGGUGGUGCUUGGGGGGCGCUCAGACCCUGAUGAGUUCAGCAGUGAUGUUCUGCUCUACCAGGUUAACUGCAACACCUGGCUCCUGCCUGAUCUCACUCGCCUGGCCUCUGUGGGAUCCCCGAUGGAAGAGUCUGUAGCCCAUGCCAUGGCAGCAGUGGGGAGCCGCCUGUACAUAUCUGGGGGAUUUGGGGGAGUGGCCUUGGGCCGCCUGCUGGCACUGACCCUGCCCCCUGACCCCUGCCGCCUGCUGCCCUCACCUGAAGCUUGUAACCAGUCUGGGGCCUGCACCUGGUGCCGUGGAGCCUGCCUAUCUGGGGACCAGGCACACAGGCUGGGCUGUGGAGGCACCCCCUGCUCCCCAAUGCCUCGCUCCCCGGAGGAAUGUAGACGACUCCGGACCUGCAGUGAGUGCCUGGCCCGCCAUCCCCGGACCCUACAGCCUGGAGAUGGAGAGGCACCUGCCCCUCGCUGUAAGUGGUGUACCAACUGCCCCGAGGGUGCCUGCAUCGGGCGCAAUGGGUCAUGCACCUCCGAGAAUGACUGUCGGAUCAAUCAACGAGAGGUUUUCUGGGCAGGGAACUGUUCAGAGGCUGCGUGUGGGGCUGCUGAUUGCGAGCAGUGCACACGGGAAGGCAAGUGCAUGUGGACACGGCAGUUCAAAAGGACUGGGGAGACCCGCCGCAUCCUCUCAGUGCAGCCUACCUAUGACUGGACGUGCUUCAGCCACUCUCUGCUGAAUGUGUCCCCGAUGCCUGUGGAAUCAUCCCCACCAUUGCCCUGCCCCACCCCUUGUUAUCUCCUCCCCAACUGUACCUCCUGCCUGGACUCCAAAGGUGCAGAUGGGGGCUGGCAGCACUGUGUCUGGAGCAGCAGCCUCCAACAGUGUCUGAGCCCCUCCUACCUGCCCCUGAGAUGUAUGGCUGGAGGCUGUGGGCGGCUGCUGCGGGGGCCCGAGAGCUGCUCCCUGGGAUGUGCUCAGGCUACCCAGUGUGCCCUGUGCCUGCGGCGCCCCCACUGUGGCUGGUGUGCCUGGGGGGGCCAGGAUGGAGGCGGCCGCUGCAUGGAGGGUGGACUCAGUGGCCCUCGUGACGGGCUGACAUGUGGACGCCCUGGGGCAUCCUGGGCUUUUCUGUCCUGCCCCCCUGAGGACGAGUGUGCAAAUGGGCACCACGACUGCAAUGAGACCCAGAACUGCCAUGACCAGCCCCACGGCUAUGAGUGCAGCUGCAAGACGGGCUACACUAUGGACAACGUGACAGGCCUAUGCCGCCCAGUGUGUGCCCAGGGCUGCGUGAAUGGCUCAUGUGUCGAACCUGAUCACUGCCGCUGCCACUUCGGCUUCGUUGGACGCAACUGCUCCACUGAAUGUCGCUGCAACCGCCAUAGCGAAUGUGCGGGUGUCGGGGCUCGGGACCACUGCCUGCUCUGCCGCAACCACACCAAGGGCAGCCACUGUGAGCAGUGCCUACCGCUGUUUGUGGGGUCAGCUCUGGGGGGCGGCACCUGCCGGCCCUGCCAUGCCUUCUGUCGUGGCAACAGCCACGUCUGCGUCUCCAGGAAGGAGCUGGAAAUGGCCAGGAGAGAGCCAGAGAAGUACUCACUGGAUCCAGAGGAGAUUGAAAACUGGGUGACAGAGGGUCCUAGUGAAGAUGAUGCCGUAUGUGUGAACUGCCAGAACAACAGCUAUGGGGACAAAUGCGAGAGCUGCCUCCAUGGCUACUUCCUCCUGGAUGGGAAGUGCACCAAAUGCCAGUGUAAUGGCCAUGCAGACACUUGUAAUGAGCAGGACGGGACAGGCUGCCCAUGUCAGAACAACACAGAGACGGGCACAUGCCAGGGCAGCUCCCCCAGUGACCGCCGGGACUGCUACAAAUACCAGUGUGCCAAGUGCCGGGAGUCGUUCCAUGGGAGCCCGCUGGGCGGCCAGCAGUGCUACCGCCUCAUCUCGGUGGAGCAGGAAUGCUGCCUAGACCCCACUUCCCAGACCAACUGCUUCCACGAGCCCAAACGCCGGGCACUGGGCCCUGGCCGCACUGUCCUCUUUGGUGUGCAGCCUAAGUUCACCAAUGUAGACAUUCGCCUGACACUGGAUGUGACCUUCGGAGCUGUAGAUCUCUACGUCUCCACUUCCUAUGAUACCUUUGUGGUCCGUGUGGCCCCUGACACAGGUGUUCACACAGUACAUAUCCAGCCACCCCCACCCCCACCACCUCCCCCGCCUCCUGCUGAUGGCGGGGCCCGGGCGGCAGGGGAUUCAGGAGGACCUGGGGCUGGGAGUGGGCCAGGCAUAUCCACAGAGCCUCGUGUUAGGGAGGUCUGGCCGCGGGGCCUAAUUACCUAUGUGACAGUGACUGAGCCAUCAGCAGUGCUGGUGGUCCGCAGUGUGCGAGACCGGCUGGUCAUCACCUACCCACACGAGCACCAUGCCCUCAAGUCGAGCCGCUUCUACCUGCUGCUGCUGGGUGUGGGCGACCCAAGCGGGCCUGGUGCCAAUGGUUCUGCAGACUCGCAGGGCCUGCUGUUCUUCCGGCAGGACCAGGCCCACAUUGAUCUGUUUGUCUUCUUCUCCGUCUUCUUCUCCUGCUUCUUCCUCUUCCUCUCUCUCUGCGUGCUCCUCUGGAAGGCCAAGCAGGCCCUGGACCAGCGACAGGAACAGCGCCGGCACCUGCAGGAGAUGACCAAGAUGGCCAGCCGCCCCUUUGCCAAGGUCACUGUCUGCUUCCCGCCAGACCCUACUGCCCCAGCUCCUGCCUGGAAGCCAACUGGGCUCCCACCACCUGCCUUCCGUCGCUCUGAACCCUUUUUGGCACCCUUGUUGCUGACAGGGGCAGGGGGGCCUUGGGGACCCAUGGGAGGGGGUUGUUGCCCACCAGCCAUCCCUGCCACCACUGCCGGCCUGCGAGCUGGGCCCAUCACCCUUGAGCCCACAGAAGAUGGCAUGGCUGGCGUGGCCACACUGCUGCUCCAGCUACCUGGGGGGCCCCAUGCGCCCAAUGGUGCCUGCCUGGGGUCAGCCCUUGUCACACUGAGGCAUAGGCUGCAUGAGUACUGUGGGGGAGGUGGCGGGGCAGGGGGAAGUGGGCAUGGGGCUGGUGCAGGCCGGAAGGGAUUGUUGAGCCAGGACAACCUCACCAGCAUGUCCCUCUGAUCUGCCGAUGGGCCUCUACCACAGCAGCAGUCAAGUCACCUGGCGGGGCUGCCCUGGCUAUGGGCCCCUGGACACUGUCUCCUCAGAGGCUACUGGCUCUCCUCCCACCCAGGAGUCCACUGUGUUCUGCAUUUGGCAACUUAUUUAUUGAGCAGCUGUUUCAUGCCAGACACUGUUGUAGGCACAGAGCAAAGUAGGAAGUGAGAAAGGAGGUUCCUUGAUCUCCUGGGACUUAGAUUGUCAUGAGGGGAGACAAUCAGGUCAUGUGUGCAUGCACGUGCAGGGUGGUUUCAGAGAAGAAGGGCUGUGAGACCUCAACAGGAUGUGGCAGUGAGGGACCUGGGAAUAAAGUUGAUUGGGCAUUCAGAGAAGGUAGACUGAGAAACCCAGAAGACAUGGCCGUGGCCAUGGCCAUGGAAAGAGCUAUGGGAAACCCAGAGCUCCAAGCAGAGGGUGCUACAGGACAAAGAUCCUGAGUGGGUACAAGACUGGCCAUUUCAACCAACAGCAAGUGUGAGGAGAUGAGAAUGGGGACAGGCAGGACCUUCUGGGCCCCAGGUAGGGUUUUGGGUUUUAUUCUGAGGACAAUGGGAAGCUGUUAGAUGGUUUUGUUGGGGAGAAUGAUGGGAUCCAUACCUUUUUACGAAGUCAUUCAGCUAAGAUGUGGAGAAUGCUAGAGGAAGCAGGAGAGGCAGCAGGGGUCAAGGACAAUGGUGGGUGGUGGCCAUGAGGUGGAGUCAGGGUCAGAUGCGGGAUGAGUGUAGAAGGAUGUAGGGAUAGUGCAGCUGUCAGGGUAAGGAAGGGGCAGCAUCCAGGAUGACCUAACUUUAUAGCAUGGGCUGCGGGGUUAUUAAGAUGGGGCCGGCUGGGGCUUCCACUGGGGAGGAUGAGGAAUACAGUGUGGAUAUGCGCUUUGAGCAUUUUUCAGUCAAGUCCAACUGGGGUUAAUACAGAAACUACCUGAAGUAUUUCAACAGGAAUUGAGUGCAGGGAGUUGGUAGCGCUGCUGAGGGCAGUUACUGGGAAGAGGUGAGCAAGAGCAGGAACUUGUUGCCACCCCUGGAUUGGAGGGACAAAGCUCAGAGGUUGGCACUACCUGACCCUGGUGAAGACAGAACUGGGACCUGUGGGGUGGAAACCUCUGAUGAGAGCAAACCUCUGUCUGAGAUGUCCCCCAGGUGGGCAUGAAGAUCAGUGGGAGUAGGGGACCGAGGUUGGAGAGACAUGUGGGGUCAUCACCCCACAGUUCUCUUCAGUGCUGCCUUGAGACUUCAGGACUUUCCCCAGGGGCCACCUCCACCCGCGCCACCGUCGUGGACUUCUGCGCUCCUCUACCUAUUGAGGAUCCAGUCCUAACCAUCUUCCUAAACUUGGGACUCUUACUUUCCCAAGACUCCCAGCUCCCAGCUGCUACUUUGAUCUUGGGGGCUGGGCUGUGUCCUGCAUCCUCCCUUUGCUGGGGGGCCUAGUUGAAGUCCCCUGUCCCCCAGUGUGUGCGUGUCAGAUGCAGAAGGGGCCACAGAUGAACAACGGGAGGGGAGCAGCUGAAGCAACUAAUAAAGAGUGUGGGGAAGACCCAGGUGUGUUGAGUGCAGUCUGCUUGGGGGAAGAGGAAGAAUGGGCUUCUGAGCAAGCACCCAAGCGUCGGGUAAGUGCUCUUGUCCUGGUGCUACCUCCAAGCCAUGUGCCCCAGGCCUGGCAGGUGGCUGUUCCUCCUAAGUGGUAAGGGUAUGUAGCCACAGGAUCUCCUGCUUCCCAGAGAUGAGGAACUGCAGAACUGUUCCAGUAAGGCCUUGUCUUCCUAUAGGGAUCUCUAGUUUGGCUUAGAAGGGAAUCAGACUGCCUGGACGCCAGGCAUGGGUUUUACUCCGGGCCCUGGUGUAAGAUGAAAGAGUUCAAACCAGAGAGCCUGGAGACCAAGAUGAGGCACUAGGACCAUGAGCUCUCUUAAGUGCUAUAGACCCUUGGCAUCGGCAGGUUUCUGGUUUGAAGCAGAUGCUGUGUAGGGAAAACCACGCAUGCUCAGGAUGCAGGGUUCAGUACUGCAGAUGCCCAACUUCUGCUAAAACCACCACUUUUCAGCAACCUCAG